Messenger RNA from Suillus bovinus, 1924 nucleotides. RefSeq names its product DNA glycosylase. The record is from RefSeq and is a predicted model, not a curated record. Gene Ontology annotation, biological process: base-excision repair; mismatch repair. Gene Ontology annotation, cellular component: nucleus. NCBI's taxonomy places the organism in Eukaryota, Fungi, Basidiomycota, Agaricomycetes, Boletales, Suillaceae. The transcript is spliced from 10 exons. The coding region runs from base 66 to 1691 and encodes 541 amino acids. Gene Ontology annotation, molecular function: purine-specific mismatch base pair DNA N-glycosylase activity; adenine/guanine mispair binding; 8-oxo-7,8-dihydroguanine DNA N-glycosylase activity.
GACUGGCAUUCACCUUGCACUCACUAUAGACACUUUAGCUUUUGUUAUUGCAGCCACUUUUGCAGAUGUCUAAAAGAAAACGCGCUCAACUUCUAGCUUCUGAAUCAGAAAAAGAUUACGCUGACAACUCUGACAGUUCCUACGACGAAACCACGAAGACUAGGAAGGCGCGUAAGAAGGGUCACGAGAAUGAUGAUUCUACCUUGGUCAAUAGUAUUUCAGGUCAUCCAGUGUCCAUGCAUAUCAUAAGCGCUGUUGGGCCGAUGCGAAUCGCCCUUCUGGAGUGGUAUGACAGAGUCCACGAUGCUCGAAAAAUGCCCUGGCGCAAGAAGUUUGACCCUUCGCUCGACGUUGAGGGACGCGCGCAAAGAGCAUACGAGGUCUGGGUUUCGGAAAUUAUGUUACAGCAGACUCAAGUCGCGACAGUAAUACCAUAUUAUAACAAGUGGAUGACGAAAUUCCCUACCAUCAAGGACCUUGCAGCAUCUGAUAUCGAGACCGUCAACUCAUUGUGGAAAGGGCUGGGCUACUACUCGCGUGCGGCGCGCCUGCUGAGCGGUGCCCAGAAAGCUGUCAAAGAAUUACAUGGUCGCUUACCUGAUAAUGCAAAAGAUAUGGAGGCAAAGAUACCAGGUAUAGGUAGAUACAGCGCAGGCGCAAUAUCUUCUAUUGCGUAUAAUCACUGUGUACCUGUGCUUGAUGGCAAUGUACACCGACUGCUUAGUCGUUUCACAGCGUUGCAUGCACAGCCCAAGUCUAAACGAACCCUAGAUAUCCUAUGGGCAGGCGCCGAAUCAUUCAUAACACAGUCAAAGCGCCCAGGUGACAUAAAUCAAGCUUUGAUAGAACUAGGAAGUACCGUCUGUACAGUCCGAGAUCCUGCGUGUUCGGAUUGCCCUCUGCGUCCACGGUGCAAGGCAUAUCAGAGGACACAGCCCACAGCAUCACAUACAGGUAUCGUAGAAGCUGAUAUCGAGGAACUCUGUCUCGUUUGCGAUCCUAUACCAUCCGAUGAAAACAAUGGAUCUGUGACUAUAUAUCCAAUGAAAGCUGAGCGCAAAAAGCCCAGAGAAGAACUUGAUUCUGUGAAUGUCAUUGAGUGGCGAAGCAGGGACAGUGGAGAUCGCUGGUUUCUACUGGUCCGCCGACCCCAAGGAGGACUUUUAGCCGGUUUACACGAAUUUCCUACACUACCGAAUUUAUCAGGAGCAAAGGUUUCUGCAUCCAACAUGGCUAAGAUACCGUACACAUUCCUCCAGGAACUCCUCAUGCACCCACCAUCCCCGAACGACAACGUGUCCUUAAAGACGUUAUCGAACUCUGACUCAUCAAAUAAGGUUCCAAAGGUAAUACAAGUGACGUCUGCGGGUGAUGUAGUCCAUAUAUUUUCGCACAUCAAGAAGACCUAUCGUGUUCAGUGGGUACUGCUGGAGGGAGAUGAGCUUCCACGACUUCGCACAGUUGUUUCCCUAGAUCAAGGCGGCAGGGAAAAUGGUGAUUGCGGCAAGAAAAAUCUCAAGGGAAAGAAGCAAAAAAGGUCCGAGGUAUCCGAAGUGGAGCUUAAUACAAUUCCACAGACAUCGAGUGCUCGGUGGGUACCGCUCACCCAAGUAGAGGACGCAAACAUCGGCACUGGUGUUCUCAAAGUGUGGAAGCUCGUUGAGAAGCUAUGGACUACCACUCGUAAUUAGCUUCUAGGCUCAUUACAGAACCCACAAAUAUUAUGUUGUGUAGGAGCACAUGCAGGCUGUGCUUACGUGGAUGAACACAUAAGUCGACAUUGCGAAGCUCCAACACUCGCGAAACAUCAGGCAGCAGAAUACUCCAAGACGCAUGCUUCGGCAAGGUCCCAGACUUUCUCUAGUUUCAGACCGGCGGCAGUGGUGAGUGUCAGGAAGUCUUGCAAUGUUCGCUCCUUUGCGUU